Messenger RNA from Komagataella phaffii GS115, 438 nucleotides. RefSeq names its product RNA polymerase subunit ABC14.5, common to RNA polymerases I, II, and III. Lineage: Eukaryota; Fungi; Ascomycota; Pichiomycetes; Pichiales; Pichiaceae. Gene Ontology annotation, molecular function: DNA-directed RNA polymerase activity. The coding region runs from base 1 to 438 and encodes 145 amino acids. The record is from RefSeq and is a predicted model, not a curated record. The transcript has a single exon. Gene Ontology annotation, biological process: DNA-templated transcription. Gene Ontology annotation, cellular component: RNA polymerase III complex; RNA polymerase I complex; RNA polymerase II, core complex.
AUGUCGUCUGCUCUCUUCGAUGACAUUUUCACGGUCCAAACUGUGGAUAAUGGUCGUUACAACAAAGUCUCCCGAAUCAUAGGUAUUUCAACCACAAACUCUGCUAUCAAAUUGACUCUGGAUAUAAAUAAUGAAAUGUUCCCCGUUAGUCAAGACGACUCAUUAACUGUCACAUUAGCUAACUCAUUAUCCUUGGAUGGCGAAGAUGAGUCAGCAAAUUUCAGCAAGUCCUGGAGGCCCCCAAAGCCAACUGACAAAUCUUUGGCUGACGACUACGAUUACGUUAUGUUUGGGACUGUUUAUAAGUUUGAGGAAGGAGAUGAGGAUAAAAUAAAAGUGUACGUUUCCUUUGGCGGACUUUUAAUGUGCCUUGAGGGUGGCUACAAGUCCCUUGCUUCUUUGAAGCAAGAUAACUUGUAUAUACUGAUCCGUCGUUAG